Messenger RNA from Patiria miniata (bat star), 699 nucleotides. RefSeq names its product delta-like protein A. Lineage: Eukaryota; Metazoa; Echinodermata; Asteroidea; Valvatida; Asterinidae. Bases 1 to 699 code for a protein of 232 amino acids. Gene Ontology annotation, cellular component: membrane. Gene Ontology annotation, biological process: cell communication; Notch signaling pathway; multicellular organism development. The transcript is spliced from 5 exons. The record is from RefSeq and is a predicted model, not a curated record.
AUGGCAUCCAUUUCUUUCCUUCUCGUUCUUUGGAUCUCCUUUCAAGAAUUUUUCAAAUGUGUAAAAUCCGAUUUACUGGUGCUUUUCAUUCAGGCGUUCGUACUUGUGAGAUCCAGUGCUACUGUGGAGUUCCAGUUCCUCAGAUGGAGUAACCCAGACCACUCGGAACUAGACGGGGGUUGUUGCGAUCCGGGAUGGAGCUGUGGAUCUUGUGAUAAUUACUUCAUCGUCUGUCUGGACGAUGACGUUCCUGGAUCCAACAAUUUCGACGAAUGCGGGAUUAGGUCAACGACAACCGAUGUUGUAUUCGUCGACAACGAUGAAUUUGACUUUCCAUCCCCGAUACCGAGCAACAUUCCGAAUCCACAGGCAACAAAUGUCGCGAGUUGGCAGGGGCAAAUGCGAGUCAAACUCAGAGUUAUGGAUUCCGAUGACAAUGAUGACGACACAAUCGAGGAGGCUUUCAAGAAUAUCGUCCUUAGCUCCUUCGCUUCCCAGUCGAGUGCUCAGUGGGUACAGUACACCAUGGGGACGCAUUCAGAUUUCACAUUUCAAGUGAGGGUGUACUGCAACGCAGACUCUUACACGUCAGACUGCAGCGUGUACUGCGUCCCUACGGAUAACCAGAAUGGACAUUACACAUGCAACCCGACCACAGGAGCUAAGAUGUGCUACGAUGGCUGGGAAGGUAUAUUAUAG